AUGGACUUGGACACCUCGACCCCCGUUGAUGGUGAUAAUGACGGUCUACCAAUUCGACCCCUAAAGCGUUUCAAGCCUCCGUCUAUCAAGGAUUCAGACGAAGUGCCCAAGCCGAAGUAUAAAAAGCGCAGCCGUGCCCCGCCACCCUCACAAUGUGCCUCCUGUGGCAUUGGCGAAACGCCCGAGUGGAGGAAAGGGCCAGAGGGAGCGCGUACCCUGUGCAACGCUUGUGGACUGCAUUAUGCCAAGCUGAGUCGGAACAGGGAUCGUGAAUUAGAUGCGGCGGGUAAACCUAUUCGCCCCCCAGUCAAUAUCGAAAUGUUGCGCAAUUCCAUCCGCGCGACUUGUCAACCUACGCGAACACACGCGAACACAGAACCACCCGAAUCAUCAUCUGCU
Dacryopinax primogenitus is the source of this 399-nucleotide messenger RNA. RefSeq lists its product as uncharacterized. Gene Ontology annotation, molecular function: sequence-specific DNA binding; zinc ion binding. The record is from RefSeq and is a predicted model, not a curated record. NCBI's taxonomy places the organism in Eukaryota, Fungi, Basidiomycota, Dacrymycetes, Dacrymycetales, Dacrymycetaceae. The transcript has 3 exons. The annotation marks the transcript as partial. Gene Ontology annotation, biological process: regulation of DNA-templated transcription.